AUGACGCAGCUUGAAGUGCCAGAGUCUCAGAACGCCCCUUUGACCCCCACGUCGCAGAAGUCGAGUCCCACCAAGAAGAUUCGAGAGAAAGCUGCGCAGAUCCGCAAGAGCUUCCAGCGUCCAAAGUUUUGGAUCUUGGGCUUUGGCUGGUGCCUGGCGGCUUGCGCUGGUGCUGCAAAUGUCAUAGCUUUCAAGAGCUGGCACCUGUAUGCAUCACAUGUGACUGGCAGUACGUCCGCCAUGGCUUUUCGAUUGGAAGGCUAUCAUCAAGGAGAAUACGGAUCAGAGAGCCUGAAAGAGGCUUGCUUUUUGGUACUCUCCUUUGUGCUCGGUGCCUACGCAUGCGGUCUUUUGAUUGACAAGAAUCAAGUCCACUUCUUGGGCAAGGCCUUUUACGGCUUGGCGCUUGUGUUGAACUCAACCUUGCUGGUGCUAGCCGCAUUUCUUCCAGGGCGCUUGCUGCCAGUGUGCUUCGUCUCUGCCGCCUGCGGACUUCAGAAUGCCAUGUGCACUUCUCAUUUCGGUGCCAUCAUUCGCACGACACACGUGACAGGCACUGUCACCGACAUCGGCUCCACUCUGGGGCGGAUCAGCAUGAUCUACCUGCGCAAGGGCUGUCGCCGUUCCAAAUUGGAUGAUGUGGAGCUAGCAGAGGUGAGUGUGGACAGCCGAAAGCUGGCAGUGCUCAUGGGCCUGUGGAGCUUCUAUUUUGUCGGUGGCCUUGUGGGGAUCUACAUGGAGAACAUCAUUCCAGGCCCCCCGGAGCGUGCCUUGUUGCUGCCGGCGACCUUCACGGGCGGCUUGGGCCUCUUCUACAUGGCUUGCCGCAAGAUGCUCAAGGAGUAUAUCAAGAAGUUGGAGAGAGAGCGCUUUGAAUCUGACCUGGAAGAAGCGCAUAAAGUCUUGGUUCACAUGGGCAGUCGUCUGCAUUCUCUCGAGACCAGCGAUCACUCUGUGGUUGAAUUGGAUGAAGAGAUGGGACAGAUGAUUGAGGCGCUUCAUGAAGUGGAGGCCGACUUUGAAAAUCUUUGCCGGCAGAAAAGCCAGAUCCUCGAACGAAGUGAAAGCAUGACAAGCAAGGGAAGCAGCAAGGCCAGCAAGGGCCAGUCCGCAGUGUGA
This is a messenger RNA of Durusdinium trenchii, 1119 nucleotides long. Lineage: Eukaryota; Dinophyceae; Suessiales; Symbiodiniaceae. The record is from the annotation of a GenBank genome assembly.